This is a messenger RNA of Rotaria sordida, 537 nucleotides long. NCBI's taxonomy places the organism in Eukaryota, Metazoa, Rotifera, Eurotatoria, Philodinida, Philodinidae. The record is from the annotation of a GenBank genome assembly.
AUGGGAUUUUUAUUUUCAAAAAUAUGGUCACUUUUUGGUAAUGAAGAACACAAAAUAAUUAUUGUCGGUCUUGAUAAUGCCGGUAAAACAACAAUACUCUAUCAAUUUUUAAUGAAUGAAGUUGUUCAUACAUCACCAACAAUUGGUUCUAAUGUUGAAGAAGUUGUUUUUAAAAAUAUACAUUUUUUAAUGAUGGAUAUUGGUGGACAAGAAUCAUUACGUUCAUCAUGGCAAACAUAUUAUACACAUACAGAAUAUGUUAUAUUAGUUAUUGAUAGUACUGAUCGUGAACGUUUAUUAUUAUCAAAAGAAGAAUUAUUUCAUAUGUUACAAUGUGAAGAAUUACGUUCAGCAUCUGUUUUAAUAUUUGCUAAUAAACAAGAUAUUAAAAAUGCUAUGUCAUCAGCUGAAAUAUCUAAACAAUUAUGUUUAACAUCAAUUAAAGAUCAAGCAUGGCAUAUUCAAGCAUGUUGUGCAUUAACAGGUGAAGGUUUAUAUCAGGGUUUAGAUUGGAUUGCAUCAAGAAUUAAACGAUAA